Opisthorchis viverrini is the source of this 228-nucleotide messenger RNA. RefSeq lists its product as hypothetical. The record is from RefSeq and is a predicted model, not a curated record. The transcript has 3 exons. NCBI's taxonomy places the organism in Eukaryota, Metazoa, Platyhelminthes, Trematoda, Opisthorchiida, Opisthorchiidae. Bases 1 to 228 code for a protein of 75 amino acids.
AUGGUACGGAAUAUCUUUACCGCAAGCACGGUCGCUGUUAACUCCAGCCGAGGGAUCGACACUGUCUUAAGAGAGGACACUCUCGACUUACUGAAAAUCAAUCGACAACAUGGUCGAUUAAGCCCCACACAGAACCUAACGAUGGCCGCAAUCCACUACACGAAUUAUGCCGCAGACGCGGACUGCCGAGUCCUCCUGCAACAAACACGAAACAUGCCAGGAGUUUAA